Messenger RNA from Phytophthora infestans T30-4, 492 nucleotides. RefSeq lists its product as uncharacterized. NCBI's taxonomy places the organism in Eukaryota, Oomycota, Peronosporomycetes, Peronosporales, Peronosporaceae. Bases 1 to 492 code for a protein of 163 amino acids. The transcript has a single exon. The record is from RefSeq and is a predicted model, not a curated record.
AUGUUGCAGUCACUCUCGAUCCAGCCUCUGGUUCCCGUCAAGGGCGGCGAUCCAUGCAACCACUCGCGCCCCGAGCCCGCCGCCGACGUCCUCACCUCGCCGGAUAGCCACAAAGGCAUCAACGCUACCGUGCACGUGUACUUACGCUCGACCGCCGUUGACCAGUCUCAGCCUCCGCAGGAGCGCACCCCGGACUAUUCAUUCCGGUGCACGUUUGCGGAGUUGAAGAAGCUGCGCUCACAGAUUCAGUCAACCGUGGACCGCGGCGGCCACUGCGCGCACUGUAAGCGCGUGGCAACGUACAUGGCCUACUGUUGGGAACGGCCACGACUGCUUGCCCCGUCGUGGCAAGGCGGCAUGACCCUGCAGAUGGAGCCACUGAGCUCGUUCCUGAACCAGCUACUGUGCUUCGCCGCCCAACUCGGCUCUGAAGACCACCCGGAGUUCGCCGGUAUAAUGUCUCGCUUCAUGCAGCCGCGCGGUGAUGUAUAA